AUGAUUACAAGUAAAUUCGUAAAGUUAUCAUUUUUGUAUCUUGGUAUUUUAAUCAGUCUUAUAACGUUAACAAAAUGUGAUCAGUAUUGUUUAACAUCAAUAAAAUUUUAUGAUGAUGAUGCAAUUAACUCAAAUAUUACAACUUGCACUCAAGAAAGUUUAGAUGAAAGUAGAAAUACUAUUAUAAAUAAAACUAAAAAAUCAUUUGGUUAUCAAGCUAAUAUUUGUGAUAGAACUUAUGUCCUUGAUUUAGGUAGUGAAUUUACUUCACCUGAUGAUUUUGAUAAUUUAAAAGUUUUUAUCUAUCAAUCAUUAAUUGAAUGUUUAGAUAGGAACAUAGGACAUUCUAUAUUUGUUAGUGUUUUUAAUAAUAGUGAAUCAAGUAAAAAAUGUUGUGGUAAAGCUGGUUGUUUACAUGCUAUUAAUGAAUUACCUUAUGAUAAUGCUGUUAAACCAUUUUUUAAUAAAAAUCUUAUUUGGAAUGAGACAAAUUUUUCUAUCAAUUAUAGUAGAGAAUUUUUAAAUCAACUUAAAAAAUUUGAACAACAAUAUUGUUCAAAAAAUUCAGUUGUAUUUAUAACUAAUAGAAUUGUUAAACUUGAACCUGAUAAUAUUAUAUUUUCUAAUAUUCAACAAGUUUUAAAUUAUUAUUGUUCAUCAUUAACAAUAUUAUUAGUUGGUAGAAAAGAAAGUACUUAUGAAAUAUUAAAAAAUUAUUAUGGUAAUAUUUCUAAAGAUAUUUAUAAUAUUCCUGAUUUAUCAUGUACAGAAAAAGUUGUAGAAUGUAUUGUACCAUGUCAUGAUAUGUUAUAUGAUAAAUGUUCAUCACAAAAUUUUACAUCUUGUAAUAGAUCUGAUCAUCUACCAACAGUUGCAACAAGACCAACAAUAAUUCCAGAUCCAAAUCCACAAAUACCACAUAUUAUUUAUGUUUAUGGUAUUUCAACAAAUAUGAGUCAUAAAAAAUUUAAUAAAAUGCAAGAAACAAUCAAUUCUUCUAUAUAUGAAUGUUUUAAUAUUGAUUCAACAAAAAUAAGUGUUAUGUUUAUUAAUUAUGAUAUUGAUGUUACAACAGAUUGGUUAGAUACUCCUGAUAAUAUAUUAAAUUCAUUGAAUCUUGAAACAUUUAAUGAUGUAUCAUUAACUAUCAAUUAUCCAUAUGAUGAAACAUCAUCACAAAUAACUAAAAUGAUAAAAUUUGCUAUAACAACAAUAAAUAAUAGUGAAAUUAAAAAUUCAGAUAAGAAAAUAAUACUUUUAACAGAUUUUGUAUCAUUAAAUUUUACAAAUUCAAUUAAUAGUAUUUCAAAAAAUAAUUUAAAAGAUAUUAUUUUUCAGGUUUAUUGUUUUACUGAAAUAUCUUAUUUAUAUUAUAAACAUAAUACAUCAUUUGCCAAUGGUGAUGUUUUUUAUUUACCAUUUAAUAAUUCAGCUAAUACAUUUCAUUUAUGUUCACCUAAACCAUCUACAACAACAACGACAGAAAAAAUUCCAUCUGAUGUUGGAAGUAAUAUAGGUAUUAUACUUAUUGCUACACUUGGUACAUGUGCUAUAUUAUUUCUUAUACUUUGUGGUGGAACUGUUUUAUAUAGAAAUCGUGUUAAAAAUAUUAAACUUCUUGAACAAAAUAGUGAUUAUAAUUGUGAUUUAACUAUUGAAGGUGCUGAUAUUUAUGAAAUUAAAUGGAAUAAUUUAUUUUAUUCAUCUGAAAAAAUAGGUAAUGGUGCAUAUGGUCAAGUAUAUAAAGGUACAUAUAUGGGUAUACCAUUAUCAGUAUCAAAAAUAUGGAAAAGUCAACCACCAUCAUUAUUAUAUAAAAAUUCUAUGCCUAUAGCAAUAAAAAUAUUACCAAAAACAGCUGAUGAAAAAGCUAGAGAAAAUUUUUUACAUGAAAUUGAAGUUAUGAAAAAAAUUGGUUAUCAUGAUAAUAUUGUUGGUAUGGUUGGUUGUAUAACAAAAUCACAACCAAAUGCAUUAAUAAUGGAAUAUUGUGAAAAUAAAGAUUUAUAUAGAUUUAUUAAAAAUAUGAAAGCUGAUUUAUCUAUUAAUAAUAAUUCAAUGGAAAAAAGAUUAACAUGUCAAUUAUAUUUAUUAACAUUUUGUAUGCAAAUAACAUCAGGAAUGAAAUAUCUUGUCUCAAAAGGUAUUAUUCAUCGUGAUUUAGCAGCAAGAAAUAUAUUAAUAGAUGGUAAAAAUAUUAUUAAAAUUGGUGAUUUUGGUUUAUGUAUUGAAGUUAAUAAUAAUGAUACUAUUAAAAGUUUAGAUGGUAUUACAAUACAAAGAAAAAAUGGUAUUAUAGCAGCUCAAAGUUAUAAAACACAAAAACUUCCAGUUAAAUGGUUAUCACCAGAAAGUUUAAGAUCAACUAUAUUUACAUUUAGUAGUGAUAUAUGGAGUUUUGGUAUGGUUAUGUAUGAAAUGUAUUCAUUUGGUGGUGUACCAUUUCAUGAAAUUGAACCAUGUGAUUUAUUAAAUCAUAUUAUUAAAGGUAAUAGACCACAAAGACCUGAAUUUUCAAGUUCUGAAAUAUAUAAUAUUAUGGAAAGGUGUUGGGAAGAAAAUCCAGAAAAUAGACCAACUUUUGAUGAAUUAAAUAGUGAAUUUAUGGUGUUACUUGAAAAUACAUCUGAUACAGGUGUAUAUGUUGAAUUAUUAACAGGUUCAAUAUAUUAUAAAAAUGUUGCACCAAUAAUUGAUAAUGAAAUUGAAGAAGACCAAGAUAAUAAUAUUUUAAAAUUAAAUAAAAAACCAUUAAAACAAUCAUUAAGUGCAAAUGCUAAAAUUGAUACUUUUUCAAAAAGUAAUAAUGUUUUACGUUCUAAAACAAUGUUAUUACCAAACUUUGUUAAAAGACUUAGUCGUGAUUUUACUGUUAAUCAUAAUCAAUUACAUAAUAUUUCUAAAAAAGAUUCAUUCUUUUAUGAUGAUAAUCCAAGACGUAAAAGUGAAUCAAUUAUUUCUGGAACUCCAACAUCACCUUCUUUUAUGGAUAGUAUUAAUGAAUUUAAAAAAACUCUAACAAAUUCAACAUCAAAAAUUUUUUCAAAACGGGAUUAA
Messenger RNA from Strongyloides ratti, 3057 nucleotides. Its product is annotated as Tyrosine-protein kinase receptor torso. Gene Ontology annotation, molecular function: transmembrane receptor protein tyrosine kinase activity; ATP binding. Gene Ontology annotation, cellular component: signaling receptor complex. The record is from RefSeq and is a predicted model, not a curated record. Bases 1 to 3057 code for a protein of 1018 amino acids. Lineage: Eukaryota; Metazoa; Nematoda; Chromadorea; Rhabditida; Strongyloididae. Gene Ontology annotation, biological process: multicellular organism development; positive regulation of kinase activity; cell surface receptor protein tyrosine kinase signaling pathway. The transcript is spliced from 3 exons.